CGCACCUUCUAGAACAUGCACCUGAUAUUAGAUCAUUGACGCUUGCAGGUGAUAAUAUAUACUCACUUCCAGAGGGCUUUUUUGCGUCAUCGAAUAAGCUGAAAUCUCUAGAUAUCCAAGUCAUGAAUGAUGGUAGAUUACCCCAAAACUUCCUGGAAGCAGUGAAGAGAAUACCCAGUCUUUCUAAACUGACAAUCAACUCCAACAAGAUCCCAUGCAACUGCGAUCUUUUGAACUACGUAACAGAACGCGGAAUCGAGCUCAUUGGACCCAAUUUUGCACCUGUCGAAGACUGUAGCGACUUUCCCAUGCUUACAUACGACUUUAGUCAAUUUGUGACACUUUGUGAUGAACUAAGAACAGGAGCUCGUGUACCACAGUUUACCCAAACAGAAUCAUCUAUGCCAGAGAGCAUGAGUGAGUCAUUGGGAUUAUCUGGAGAUAUUGCCCAACCUGCUCAACCCAAAAUGCAUUUGCCACCUGUUUCACCGGAAGAUGCGGGUGGAAACGGCUUAAAUGGAGCAACAUUUCAUCAGUUCCCCGCUCCAACUGUACAAGUACCAAUCCCAGUGGAGGAAGUUGCCCAGUUUCAUUCAAUAUAUCCCGCCGACGCAGCCCAAAACGUUGCCGAGCCAAUUCCCGAAGAAGCAGAGCCAGUUGGAGAAGGUGCUGUUCAUGAAGCUGUUGUAUCUAAGCCAGUAGUUGCAGAAACACUCACAGAAGUUGACAAGACAAUUUCAGAAGUUUCCGAACCAGUUCAAGAAACAGCCGAAUCCAUGCCAAACGUUGACGGAAGAAAUACUGAAGUUUCCGAUCAAGUUACUAAUCUUGGGAAAUCCUAUGAAGCGGAGGAAGCAGUGGCAGAGCCCAUGGCUGCCGAACCGAAAGAUGUGGACGUUGUGAAUAAAAUCAGAACACCUAUAGGAGAUGACCAGUUCCAUUCAAUAUAUCCCGCCGACGCAGCCCAAAACGUUGCCGAGUCAAUUCCCGAAGAAGCAGAGCCAGUUGGAGAAGGUGCUGUUCAUGAAGCUGUUGUAUCUAAGCCAGUAGUUGCAGAAACACUCACAGAAGUUGACAAGACAAUUUCAGAAGUUUCCGAACCAGUUCAAGAAACAGCAGAAUCCAUGCCAAACGUUGACGGAAGAAAUACUGAAGUUUCCGAUCAAGUUACUAAUCUUGGGGAAUCCUAUGAAGCGGAGGAAGCAGUAGCAGAGCCCAUGGCUGCCGAACCGAAAGAUGUGGACGUUGUGAAUAAAAUCAGAACACCUAUAAGAGAUGUUACUUUAGAAAAAGAGAUAAAAGGAGUUCUUGAGAAUCUGCAGGCGGCAUCAGAUGGUAAGGUGGCCAUAACCCUUGACAUCAAUGACCCAUAUGAACUCGGAUUGCUCCUGCGUUACCUCCGAAAGCGAUCUGAGCUUUUACAGAAUAUUGGCAAUGAUGACGUCAAAGAACAAGUGUUAAAGGCUUUGGACGAUAACAACAAAACCAAAUAG
Molecule: messenger RNA, 1493 nt
Organism: Saccoglossus kowalevskii
Lineage: Eukaryota; Metazoa; Hemichordata; Enteropneusta; Harrimaniidae
Product: enolase-phosphatase E1-like
Source: RefSeq, a predicted model, not a curated record